AUGGCCUUUUGGGUUCUUGGUGCUGGCGGUCCGCCCGACGACAGCCACACAUGGCACCCACAUCACCAAGACAAUCCUUCGUACGACAGUUACAGGGCCAAGGCGUUCCAGCCGCCGUUUGACCAGGAUCAGAUAUAUCACCACCAGAAUGCUAGCAGAUAUAGCCACGACGCCCAUCACUACCACAACGCCAAUGGCCACACCACAAAACAGGCCGCUCCUUCCAUCCACAUUAAAAACCUCGCUUUCCUAGUGAUCCGCGAGCAGCAUCCCGACAGCCCGCCGACGGAAACAUGCGAGAUCCGGUCGGUAGCACCCAACAGCAGCAACGAGAGCAGCUUCACUCAUGCGCCUCCGCCGCGGCGUCCGGCGACCUUGGAGCGCACCGAGUCAGGACACCCAAUUUCGGAUCCAGUGGCCCAUCAAGACGACGAUGAGGACAUGGACCAUGAGGGGUGCUUCCUUGACGACUUGGCCGCCGCCCAGCUCGUGCGCGACCACGUCGCCAGCUUUCAGAGGCGCUGCCCAGACUCGCAAUCCGGCCGCAUCCUCCGCGCCCUCAUCAACCCCAAGAAUGAACGCCAGCGACCCUCAUCCCGGAGUCGGAGUAGACGCCGCCACGGUGACAGCCCGCGCACAGCCGCCUCCUCAACUACGUUCCCCCUCGACAACGACGCCUUGCGCAGCGUCUUCUCCGCCGCUAACGAGCUUUUCUUCGCCAACCGCCUCGCCCGCCGCGUCGCCUGGGACUGGAGCCACCCCGGCAGCGCGCAGUACCAGAGCGCUGUCGUCGGCACCACGGCCCUGCGCCGUUGCGCCCACCUCGGCGGCUGGGAGACGCUGAUUGUGCUCUCGUCGCCUGUGCUGCGUGACACGCGCUACAACCGCCGCCUGCUGCUGUCAACCUUUUUGCACGAAAUGAUUCACAGCUUCCUCUUUGUCACGUGCGGCCGCAAGGCGGGCCGGCAGGGUGGCCACACGGAGGGCUUCCUGCAGAUUGCCAAGGUAAUCGAUGCAUGGGUGGGCAAGGAGUACCUGCGCCUCAGCGACAUGCAGGCGGAUCUGCAGUACUUUGAGGACGGCACCCCGGUACCCGCGACGCCGUGCAUGGGGUACAGACAAAUGAUUCACGAUCAUGGCGGCGGAGGCGGGCAGGAGCCUGCACAACGGGCGGCGGCGACGAUUCCCUCAUGGCAGCUGGACAAUGAGAGAAAUGUUUGGCCGCAGCAUGCAGGCGGCGACGCGGCAGGACACGGCAUGCAUUUGAACGAGCCGGUGAUGCCACCACCGUCACAGUUUCGACAUCCGAAUGACGGCGCGUGGCAGUGGUACGAGAGGGAGGGUUUCGAGACGCGCGACGGACCGGUUCUCGGGAUGCAGUACUAG
This is a messenger RNA of Cordyceps militaris CM01, 1386 nucleotides long. RefSeq lists its product as uncharacterized. The record is from RefSeq and is a predicted model, not a curated record. Bases 1 to 1386 code for a protein of 461 amino acids. The transcript has a single exon. NCBI's taxonomy places the organism in Eukaryota, Fungi, Ascomycota, Sordariomycetes, Hypocreales, Cordycipitaceae.